Molecule: messenger RNA, 1164 nt
Organism: Notechis scutatus (mainland tiger snake)
Lineage: Eukaryota; Metazoa; Chordata; Lepidosauria; Squamata; Elapidae
Source: RefSeq, a predicted model, not a curated record
GUAAAAGUUGUCAUUUUGAAGGCACACAGAACUGUAUCCACAUAGGAGUAAACUUUGGUUCAGCAUUGUGAAUAAAUUGUAACCAUUCUGUGUUAAUCAUCUUGGUCAAAUGUUGAGAUAAUUCUUGCUGAUUAUUUGCCAAAUGUAUAAUUUUACAAUUAUUAUCACCAUUGGUAUUUACAAUUGAAUGGUGUUGCUUUGAAAAAUAAAUAUAAAUGAAUCAAAAUACUAAUAAAAUUGACAUGUUUCAGAAGGCUCAGAGCAAUGGCCCUGAAAAACAAGAAAAAGAAGGAGUGAUCCAAAACUUUAAGCGGACCCUAUCAAAGAAAGAAAAAAAAGAAAAAAAGAGGCGAGAAAAAGAAGCACAGCAACAAACUUUAGACAAUCAUGGGCCAUUUCAUGGAGAUGAUACUGAAAACUCUCGUCUUGCAGCAGAAGUCUACAAAGAUAUGCCUGAGACCAGUUUCACUCGAACAAUAUCCAACCCAGAAGUGGUAAUGAAACGGCGGAGACAACAGAAGCUAGAAAAAAGAAUGCAAGAAUUUCGGAGUUCUGAUGGCAGGCCAGAUUCAGGUGGAACACUAAGAAUUUAUGCAGAUAGUUUGAAACCAAAUAUACCAUACAAGACAAUCCUACUAUCUACUACAGAUACUGCAGAUUUUGCAGUUAUUGAGGCCCUGGAGAAGUACAGCCUAGAAAAGGAAAACCCCAAGGAAUAUUGUAUUGCUCGUGUCAUGCUUCCUCCUGGUGCUCAACAUUCUGAUGAUAGUGCUGCUAAAGAAUCUAUCCUUGAUGAUGAUGAGUGUCCACUUCAAAUAUUUAGGGAAUGGCCAAGUGAUAAAGGAAUAUUAGUCUUUCAGUUAAAAAGACGCCCACUUGAUUAUGUCCCAAAGAAGCUGAAGAAGCAAGUUGAUGUAAAACUAUUAAAAGGAAAGGAAAGAAUUGAUAGGUCUGGUUAUGGCUCUUCUCUUCCACCUGAGAAACUACCUUACCUGGUUGAACUAAGUCCAGGUAAGAAUUAUGUUAUUAAAAUGUUAUUUGUGUUUGGAGUGAUUGGCUUUCAGAAUUACUCUUGACAAUUUUUGAGACUUCCAGUCUGGAAUAUAUGUACGCAAUUUGCACACCUUUAUAGAAAAGAAGAGAAAUAGAGGAUAUUCUUUGUGU